This is a messenger RNA of Lates calcarifer (barramundi perch), 2057 nucleotides long. RefSeq names its product vascular cell adhesion protein 1. Bases 764 to 1537 code for a protein of 257 amino acids. Gene Ontology annotation, molecular function: integrin binding. Gene Ontology annotation, cellular component: membrane. NCBI's taxonomy places the organism in Eukaryota, Metazoa, Chordata, Actinopteri, Centropomidae. The record is from RefSeq and is a predicted model, not a curated record. Gene Ontology annotation, biological process: cell-cell adhesion. The transcript has 3 exons.
UGGUUUUAGUAUAAAUAAUAAUAAACAGACAUGAGGAAGUUAAAGUUAAUAACAUGUUGGAUUCAAAUGUCCAAAUGUCCAAACAUGCAGCGAGGGCAGAAGCUCCACUUUCUGUUUGCCUCGAUAGGUUUCAUCCUUAAAAAUGUUACCAGACAGAAACAGGUUGUCAAUUUACUAACUAUUUUAACAAAAAUGUUUGUAUUGCAGCUGAAGUGCAUAACAUGACCAGAUGUUUACAUUUUCACAUAAACAACAUAUUCAUCUUCGAGUGAAGCUCGACUAUCCACUUUUCCACAAUUUUUCUCUGGCUUGAGACGGAUUCAAACUGCGUCUUAGACGACAUCUCUUCUCCUGCAGUAGUGCCUUGCUCUGAUCACUGAUGGUCUAGGGUCAGAUGUCAGUCAUUGCAGCAAUGCGUGCGAUACCGUGGAUGACAGACCUAAGAUCUCCCCUGCCUCCUGUCCUCUCGUCUCAAACUCACUCAGCUGAUUUGACUUGGAGGCCUUGCUGGUGACACUAUGGUGUGCAUGAUUGCCCUACGCACAGUGCGUGUUCCAUAUCUGCAACUGUACAACGCAGCACUUUCACUUCCACAAGUUACCAAUUUUACCAACAUUACUAUGGAAAAAGACAUAGCUGGAAUAGGAUUAAUGAAGUGAAAACAGGCUGCGCUACCAACUUUGUUCUGCUGCAGUAAAAAAUAAAAGGGAGUGAACUUUCACAACGCAUUCACUCUCUGGCUACCUUUGAUUUUGAAUGUCUGAUGGUUUUAUUUCUCGUUUUUCUAAAGAGAAUGUUUUUCAUCCUUCUGGUGAUCUCUUUGAUGAGUUUUCUGCGUGACUUCCAUGUCUCCAGUUGUGAUGAAAACUGUCCAGAUAAACCUGUGUUCAACCCAUCCAGACUGGUAGUGAAGUAUGGUGACCCAGUCUCUGUCACAUGCUUGAUACGCCAGUCUUACCAAGACUACUUUUUUGGUUUGGUAGACUUCAUGGGAAACCAUACAAAAAAUGGAACCACUAUUUUAUGGGAAGUUCAAAGAAUGACUGAAUGGAGGACACUAACCACAUGCUGUCAUAUUAAUGCUACUGAUUACUGUUGUUGCAGCAAGCUGCCUGUAACUGUGUACAAGCCUCCAGACAGUGUGUCCAUCAGCUUUAGGGAUCACUCUGGACCGUUGUUAGAGGGUCAUCAGUACACUCUGCAGUGUGAAGUACACAACGUUGCUCCUGUUGAAAACCUCACUGUGACCUUCUACAGAGGACAGACAGCACUGGGUCAACUACAGUCCAACAACACAGAGAAGAAACCAGUGACUGAGAUCCUCACUCUGAGCAUCAACACCAGAAAAGAAGAUGAUGGAGUCCAGUACUGGUGUGAAGCCAAACUGGAACUGGGAUCUGAAGGACCACAGCCCCCUCCAGUGGUGACGUCAGAAAAAUUCAGUGCCAUUGUGAACAGUACUCCUGCCCAUGGGACUACUCCCAUAAUUUCCAGUUUCAGUAUGUGCUUCAUGCUUUUAUUCUUUUCUCUGGUUUGAAUUCAUUCACACAGUUAUUAAGAGGCAGUUUGUUUCCAGAGCUGUAACAUGAUUAACAGUCACUCUCCUGUAUAGCUUAUAUCCUUCGAUGAGGCUUCCAUCUGUCCUUCACAUCUUCCUCAGUCUCCUGUUAACUUUGCUUCAGCUUUUAAGGUGGGAGAAAUGACACCUGUAUCAUAAAGUAUCAUAAAGUGUAAUGUAACCUGAACUGUUAAACUGAAGUAAUAGUUGUAGAAUCAGAUUUGUAUUUCAUGGAUUCUUUCUCUACUUUGAAUGAAGAUGUUUUCUCCUUUGACUUUUGACCUAUAUUUUUGUGGUUUCUGCCUCUUGAUUUCUUGAUCAUGGUUUUGUAUCAGGUCUUCCUUGAAUUGGCCUUAAGAUGAUUUGCAACUCCUGUCCUAGUAGAAAUGCUGUCAUGUCAUGGCUGAUGUGGGCAGCAAAAUCAUUCACUUUGUUGAAUCUUUUUUUUAAUACACAAAAAAACAAAGUCAUUUUAAAACUGCUAUUGAAAUGUAUUUAA